AUGAUGGUUGACAAGGAUUACGGUAUAACGCUCAAGUCAUACGCUAAUGUAUUCCGUAACAUGGGAAUAGAUAAUAUUUGUGAUGGCGAUAGUGAUGAUCUAUUAUGUGAUUGUGUUAUCAUUACUGAUGAUAAUGAUCGAUAUCGAUUAAAUAGCCGAUUUGUUGAACAUCGUUGUCCUUAUCUCAUUCCAUUUAUGCUUUUCAAUGAAACUACCCAACAAUAUACCAUACAUACAUCAGUUUCAAUUGAUAUUAUAAAAGAAAUAUUUUACGCUUUGAAAUAUGAAAAUAUUAAUGUAAAAGACUGGCUUCAAUUGGAGCAAAUUCUUAAAGUGGCGAAUGAUUGGGAAUUAGACAGCAUAAAACGAUGUGUUGUGCAAAAUUUUGUUGAUGGUAUCAAUGAAGAAAAUUGUAUUGGUGUUUGGCGAAUGUGUGCCAAAUAUUUACCUGAACAAAUAAAAAAAACUUUUGAAUAUGUGUUGUAUAUUGUAAAUUCAUCUGUAAACAACGGUUACAACCUUGAUUAUUUUCGUCUUAAAUGUAAUGAUUUAUUUGAAAUUUUGAAUGCUGAUUUAUUGAAAGUAAACGAUGAGAUGGAUGUUUGGAUUCUUCUUAAACUAUGGAUUUUGAUAGAUCGUAAAAAACGUAUGCCAUAUUGUCGUCAACUAUUGAAGUGCAUUCGUUAUAGUUUGUUAAAUGAUGAACAGAAGAAUGAAAUUAAAAAAGAUCUUACACAUUUUAAAAUAAACAUUAUCGAUGAUCAAAAAAACAUGAUUUGGUCAAUGAAUACGGAAACGAGAAUUCCACGUGAUUUAUUAUUAGCAAUUGGAGGCUGGGAGAAAAGAGGGCCAACAAAUGUCGCAGAAGUAUUAAAUAUAAAUACUAAUAAAUGGCAACGUGCAAAGACACUUGAGGAUAAACGUCAUAUAGCUUAUCAUGAAUGUAUCGUUAUCAAUAAUAAAUUAUAUGUUAUUGGUGGUUUUGAAGGAACACAAUAUUUUAAUAGCACACGUUGUUAUGAUAGUGAAACAAAAGAAUGGUCUGAAUUAGCUCCAAUGAAUUAUGCAAGAUGUUAUAUAUCAGCAUGUGAAAUUAAUGGUACAAUUAUUGUUGCCGGUGGUUCAGAUGGUAGAUCGAGACUUCGAACUGCUGAAAUGUAUGAUAUCAACAGAAAUCAAUGGACAAAAAUUCGAAAUAUGACACAACGACGAUCAGAUGCAGCAGCAUGUGCUAUGGGUGGUAAAAUGUACGUAGCUGGUGGUUAUACCGGUGAAACGGUAUUACAAACGGUUGAAAUGUAUACACCAGAAACGGAUAUUUGGACUGAAGUUGCACAUAUGAGCUCACCAAGAUCCGGCCUGGCAUGUGCAGCAAGUACAGAUUUUAUACUAAUCGCUGGUGGAUACGAUGGUACAAAUCGAUUAAGCAGUGCAGAAAUCCUACGAAAUGGAAGUGCCCAUACUGUAAACGUUGAAUCAAUGCCAAUGCCAAGAUCAAAUUUUGCAAUGUGCAGAAUGGGAAAUUAUUUUUAUGCUAUUGGUGGUUAUAAUAGAACGGUGACUAAAACAGUGGUACGUUUUGAUGGUAAAAAAUGGGAACGAAUUUGUGAUUUAUCAGUUUCACGUAGCGCUUUACGUGUUGUACUACUGAAAGCUUGGCCUGAUCCAACUGAAUUGCUUUGCAAUACGAAUACAAAUUCAGAAACUACGCAAAAUUGGACGUGUGAAAUAGAAUCUUCAGAAUCUCAAGAAACGAGUAGUUUUCAAAUAACAGAUAUAAGUGAUAAUUCAAAUUAA
Molecule: messenger RNA, 1797 nt
Organism: Brugia malayi
Lineage: Eukaryota; Metazoa; Nematoda; Chromadorea; Rhabditida; Onchocercidae
Gene: Bma-spe-26
Exons: 12
Coding region: 1-1797 (598 amino acids)
Molecular function (GO): protein binding
Source: RefSeq, a predicted model, not a curated record